AUGUCGUAUUGCUACGACGAAAAGCCUCCCCCGCCCCCGUUGCGGUACGCCUCGGCCUCGUCGGUGAACGGAAUCCGGAACGGCCUCGACCUGAAGCCAUUGCCAAUAACGCCGGAGCAGAAAUAUUAUGAUCAACAUUCAAUCGCCUCCUCGAGUGCACCUCUGAUCGUCAAUGGGAAGCCGAAGAAAAAGACCGUCUUUGGCGGAAAGAGUAAGAGAUUUUGGAUAAAAAUUAGGCAAAAUUUUGCAAUUUUUUUUUUUUUUUUUUUUUUUUUUUGAAAAUUUGUUUUUAUUUUACCUUAAUUCUUUUCAGGUAAGAAAGACAAGGAGAAGGUCUCGGACAAGCCCAUCAUCUCCCUCCCGUCCGAUUUCCAGCACACUGUUCAUGUUGGCUAUGAUCCCCACACUGGAGAGUUCACGGGAAUGCCCAAACAUUGGGAACUUUUACUUCAACAGUCCCAAAUUUCCAAGUCCGAACAACAAAAGAAUCCUCAAGCCGUUCUAAACGCACUGAAAUACUACACAAAUCACGAUCAAAAGAAUCAAAAAUGGAUGCAGAGCUAUGACGGUAAGGUUUUUUUCGAUAUUGUUCUUGGUGUUUUAGGUAGAGCUGAUAUUUUUGAUGUUGGAAUUGAUCAGAACCUUGUGGGUUUUGAUCUGGAAAUGUGUGAAAAAGAAUAAUCUUCCUAGUUCUAAAGGAUUUCUUUAUUUUUAAAGCCUUUAUCCAACUGAAAUGAUUUCCAGCUAAUUGGAUACCUAAUUUUAGUUCGAGAGCAACUCUCCCCGCACGGCGCUGCUCACACAAACCACGGGUAUCAACAUUAUGUCCAAGCCAGUCAGUCCAAUUACAAACACCCUCAACUCUCCUCCUUCGGCCUUCAACAUUCUUCGUAUUCCACCGGCUCAUUACCCUACCUCACCCAAUUGAAACAACAACAGUCUUCUCACCCUCAACCCCCGCAGAACUUGGUCAGCGCGCAUCGGAAGUUCAGUCAAGGCGAAACGCAUCUGAAUAACAUCAAUGGCUACAAGAGUGAGAGACUCAGCAGCGAAAGUGAGUGAUUUAUAUUACUUUAGAUGAUUUUAAGUGUUUAGAGAUAAAUUAAUAUGCUUUUUGAUAAUUCGAGUGUUGCGUCAGCCCUUGUUGAUCUAUUUUUUGCUCGGUUUAUUAAAAAUUUCCUUCAGGAAGUUCUCGCGAAGAAGAACUCGAUCGAUUCAUCAGCCAGAAUGCCCCGCCAAAGCCAAAAGAGCUCUCAAGUCUGCAUCCUUCCACUAUUUCAGCGCGUUCCCUGCCCGAUGAACACCGAAAACGCGAUUCUCAACCGCCGGUAAGUAGUUGUUUCGAGUUUUAUGUUUUCUUGGCACCUUUUUGGUAGUUUAUGGUCUAUCUUGCAGAAUUACGCUCCUCCCCCGAUUCCCGAGGACAAUGCCGAAGCCCCGCCCAUCCCUGAGAGGCCUAUGAAGACACUAUCGAUUGUAAGUGGUUGCAAUUUUUGAGUUGUUAAGUCUAUUGGGUUGUUCAGAAAGUUCCUUCGUUUUUUUAUUCUUUUUUUUUAGAAGGGUUUUAUUGUUUGGCAAUGUGAAUAUAUUCAUCUGAUACAGCUUUUUCUUCUCUACAAAACUGUGCCUUCAGUUUUUUGUGAAAAUUUAAUUUUUUAUUAUUUUUGGGGCUCAAAAGUGAAUACAUUACACUUGAUAACCUUGUGUUAUUUAGUACACAAAACCGAAAGAAGAAGAGAACCGAACCCCGAAUGAUGUGGCAGUCCUCGAGAACGGCGCUUUCGGCAAAUCCCCCGCCACUCGGCAGAAUCGCCGCAAGAUCAGCGACGCCGAGGUUCUUCGCCGUCUGAAGACGAUCGUUACGCUCGGAAACCCCGAGGACAAGUACAAGAAACUGCAGAAAAUCGGUUCCGGCGCUUCUGGAUCGGUGUUCACUGCAAUGGAAAUGACCACAGGCGCUGAGGUCGCCAUCAAACAGAUGAAUCUCAGUCAGCAACCGAAGAAAGAAUUGAUCAUCAACGAGAUCCUGGUGAUGAGAGAGAACAAACACCCCAACAUUGUGAAUUAUCUCGACAGUUAUCUGGUGGGCGACGAUUUGUGGGUGGUGAUGGAGUAUCUGGCUGGUGGAUCGUUGACGGAUGUGGUGACGGAAUGCCAAAUGGAGGAAGGAAUGAUCGCUGCCGUCUCGAGGGAGGUUCUCCAGGCAUUGGAGUUCCUACAUUCGAGAAGAGUGAUCCAUCGAGACAUCAAGAGUGACAAUAUACUCCUUGGAAUGGAUGGAUCCGUCAAAUUGAGUGGGUUUCUUUGGUAUUUGUAGUAGAUUAUAGUGUACAUGGUGUAAAACAAAUAUUUUUUAUUUUUUUCUCCUGUAAUGUAUUGUUUUUAGCUGAUUUCGGCUUCUGCGCUCAGAUCUCGGCCGAACAGAACAAGAGAACAACACUGGUUGGAACUCCUUAUUGGAUGGUAAGUAUAAUUUUAUUUUGUCGUAAAUGCUUCAAUUUAAAAGAAGGAUCACAUUAACUGUUGAUUACAGGCUCCUGAAGUGGUUUCUCGACAACAAUACGGCCCGAAAGUGGACGUCUGGUCUCUGGGAAUCAUGGCCAUCGAGAUGGUUGAAGGCGAACCUCCGUAUCUCAAUGAAAAUCCCCUUAGGGUAAGAGCUUCUGGACGGCAAUUGAGAAGAUUUUGUUGGAUUAUAAUGAUUGAAUUUUUAUUUUUCCAGGCGAUUUAUUUGAUCGCAACGAAUGGUCGACCAGACUUCCCCGGCCGUGAUCGAAUUUCCCCGACCUUCCGAGACUUCAUCGACGCCGCGCUAGAAGUGGAUGUAAAUCGGCGAUACUCGGCCGCGGAGUUGCUGAAACACCCAUUCCUUCGAUGUGCCAAGCCAUUGAAUGGCCUCUACUAUUUGAUUGAAGCUGCCAGAAGAGCGAUUGCCGAUCAACAAGUACAGCAUUAA
This is a messenger RNA of Bursaphelenchus xylophilus (pine wood nematode), 2956 nucleotides long. The record is from the annotation of a GenBank genome assembly. NCBI's taxonomy places the organism in Eukaryota, Metazoa, Nematoda, Chromadorea, Rhabditida, Aphelenchoididae.